AUGGGCCUGGGCGCAGUGCGCACAGACAGAGGAGCAGCCUGGCAAGCACCGAUUCCCGCAGAAAAGACUGAUCCCUUGGAUUAUGGGAGCAAUGUGUCUAUAAUCAUGCGCUGCAUAGCUGCCAUACACUUGACCAAAACGCAUGCGUACUUGGUCAUGGCGUAUAGUGGUUAUCACUCGUAUACGCAUAGCGUGUUCAAGUUACCUCUAGCUCAGCCCGCUGCUAGGGCUGGUAAUAAGUACGAGCAGCGAAUAUUGCGGUGGCUGUUGCUGGUACUUGGUAAGGCAUGGGCGGGUGGUUGCUGGCGUAUUGAUGAGCCUGUUGCUGGUACCCUGGCCGCUAAAGUACUGGUACCAGACUGUCCCAGCCGAGGGACUGAGCUACGUGGCCGUGUCGCGCGUGAAAACGCUGCAGGGUUUGAUGCUGAUGGGCCGUUUGACCGCAGUCACCUUACAUACGUGUUGCCUCCAGAGGGAAUGAAGAUGAAAAUACGGGAUCAUCAACUGCGAAAGCGACAAGUCCUCACGCAGAAUCCUUAUAGGAUGGCUACGUUACUCGACUCGAUGCCGUCCGUGACAAGAAAAUUCUCCGUAAAUGCACGUAAUAACUCGCAGCCUUCGGCUGAUUACACGCCUUGCACCCGACUCCAAAGUGCAAGCCGACCUUCUUGGGGAAUAUGCGUAUGCGAGUGUAGCAUCGCCAAAGUCGUAGACUCCUACGACGACGGCGCUUUCGUUGUAGGAUGA
Messenger RNA from Beauveria bassiana ARSEF 2860, 747 nucleotides. RefSeq lists its product as uncharacterized. The coding region runs from base 1 to 747 and encodes 248 amino acids. The transcript has 7 exons. Lineage: Eukaryota; Fungi; Ascomycota; Sordariomycetes; Hypocreales; Cordycipitaceae. The record is from RefSeq and is a predicted model, not a curated record.